This is a messenger RNA of Prorocentrum cordatum, 2482 nucleotides long. Lineage: Eukaryota; Dinophyceae; Prorocentrales; Prorocentraceae. The record is from the annotation of a GenBank genome assembly.
AUGGCGCGUUCCUCGCGCGGCGGCAGCAGUGGCGAGCGCAGCAUGCCGUACUGGAUGUGCAGCUGCGGAGGGUGGAACUGGGACUGGCGUGCCUCGUGCCUCAGCUGUGGGUAUGCAGCGCCGCCCUGGGCCACGGGGUCAGCUCCCGCGGCGGGGAAGCCCAAGGCCGACAAGGACGGCUGGGUGGACCAGCCGUGGGGGCGCAAAGCCCAGCGGCAGGCCCGCAGCGCUGCAUCGCGAGCGGCAUCCGCCAAGUCGCAGACCUCGGCGUCUGCGGCCAGUGGGGCGCCGAGUGGCGGUGGAGUCACGGCUAUCGAGAGGCUGCAGGCGACGGCCGAGCAGCUGGAGGCGCUGCAGGCUGGGCCGCCCGAGGGCGUGGACGGCAGCUACACCAGCGUCGUGGCCAGCCAGCUGGAGUCGAAGCGGGCAGAGCUGGCCAAGGCCCAGCAGGCAGCAGCGGAGCAGAAGGCCGCCGCCAUGCCGCGGCCGACGCUGCUGCACAAGGAGGCCAACGCCAUCAGCAAGUCGGAGAAGCGGCUCCGCGCAGCCCGCCAGGACCUGGAGCAGAAGCAGGUGGCGCGCGACCUCGCGGAGGCCCAGCUCCAGAAGGCCCAGGAGGAGCUCGCGGAGCGGGACGGCGCGCUGGAGGAGGCCAGCAGGGCGCUCCAGGUCCUCGAAGAAGCCGCCCGAGAGGAAGCGGAGGCGCGGGAGCGCCAGCGGGCAGCUGAAUGGGCAGGAGCCAGCCAGGUCCCAGGGCUCCUCACGCAGCUGGACAAGCUGCCAGAGGCCUGGGCCUCCAGCAACUUCGAGGUCGCGUGGGCAGCCAUCCGCGCCCAGAUGGAGGCGGUGCGAGCGCAGCUCGCUGGGCCCCCCCUGGCUCCCACGCAAGCACCGCGGGCAGAGACCUGCCCCAUGGACGAGAUCAGCAGCGACGACGGCAACGACGGCAACCUCGCGGGCAGCAGCGGCCCCUGGCAGCCCCAGGCCGCAGCGGAGCGCGGCCAAGCCGAGCGGUAUGGCAACGCUUUCGGCGAAUGGCCGCAGGUGGCGCAGGCCUGCAAGCGGGAGCUGGCAGCCGAGGCAGCGGACCUGGCCCCUUUGGCUGCUCGCCCUGCUGGCCACGCAGCUGGGGGCAGGGGCGCAGGAGACCCGCCAGUGCAGGAGAAGGUAGCCCGCCUGCGCGGCGCCCUGGGGCCCAAAGGCGUCAACCUCGGCAUCUUCGCAGCAUUCGGCGGCAACGAGCUCUCCGCGGGCGUGCCCUGGCUGGCGCAGGGCGACUUCAACAUGGAGCCAGGCACGCUGCACGAGUUGGGACGGUCCAGAGUGCAGCGAACUACGUACCUGGGGCUCACCGAGUUCACGUGCGCAGGCCAAGGGGCUGGGCUUGUGUACGUCUGGUCUGCGAGGAUGCGGGACCAGAUGCCCUGGCGCAGGUGCUGGUCCGCCCAGUUCGUUUCCCUGCUGGCGACGCCGCAGCUCGCCGGCCCCGCGAAGAUGGCUGCUCGCCAGUGGAUCCAGGUCGUUGAGUGCACCUUGGAGGGGAUCCACGGCGUCGACGACAGCGACCUGCGUAGGUACCUGGGGCGGGCAGAGGGGCCCAUGGCGGUCCGCGCGCCCCUCGACGCGGCGGUCAAGCACGAGUGCCGCCACGGCCAAGUUGGAGUACUUGAGCGUCUCGAGGCAACGGCAGAGAUGGUGGACCUGCUGCAGCCAGCCGAGCUGCCGCGCAGGAUGUGUGCUGGGGGGUUGGAGGCGGCAGCUGCCAGGCGCGCUUGUGGCGCCGCAGGGAGACGCGGUGCCUCGCCCACCGUAGCAGUGGUGCGGCCCCUGGAGCCGUUCGGCCGGUACCUCGAGUCGGAGCGGUGCAAGGUCGCGGACUCCGAUGACGAGCUCGAGCCCAUGCUCCUCGGGCCUCAGGAGCUGAGCAUAAUGGAUGGGUAUGAUGCUCGGCAGGCCCCCAACCGCCAUGAGAAGCGGAAGCGCAGCAGCGACCCCCUCUGGCUUCGGCCGUUUUUCGAGAACGCCAUCGGUCGGCUGCUCGGACGGCAAGGCAUCGAGCUGGGCGUGAGGGAGCAGCACGUGCGUGGUGCCCACGUCUCCUACAUGCACUGGACGAUGAGUGUCUGCAGGAUUCGCAAGCCAGCUGACGGCAGGCUCAACGGCAAGCUGUACCUCGAUGGCUCGGUGAAGGAUAGCGAAGAGGCCCCUCCUGCGGGCGAGCGACGCCAGGCGCAGGCCGCUACGGCCGAGGUGCGUCCGUUGGCUGGAGCGGCCCUCGGCGUCGGCGCUCCCGCCGAGCGGCCAUGCCUGCAGAGCAGCAGCUCGACGGGGAGCAGCGCGACUACCAUCUCGGCCGCAGCUGUCGUCUUCAGCCUCCUGGGGCACACGCUCAGCUACGCCUGCGCGGGCGCAGGCGAAGACGCCCGGGAGAUCGUGGCCUGCUCCAGGCGCGGGGCCUACAAGGUGCAGGGCAGCCGCGCAG